GCCCUCCUCCCCCGGGGACCCCGCGCCGUCCCCGCACGGACCCCCGCACGGACCCCUGCCGCCCCUGCGCUCCAACACGGUGGGUGUGAGCAGGCACGCGAUGACCGACCACCUGCACGUCGGCGGUCACGGACAGAUCCAGGUCCAGCAGCUCUUCGAAGACGGCAGUAACAAGCGGGCGGUCCUGACGGCCCAACCCAACGGGCUGACGCCCGUCGGGAAGCCCGGCCCGCCCACGGCGCCCGCGGACCGGCAGCCGGACGGUGCCCACAGGCGGCAGGGGAGCGCCGGGUCCCUCAAGUCGCUGGAGGGCGGCGGGCGGCCCAAGCCCGCGGCCCUGACCCCGGAGCAGGCCGUGAAGCAGUACCUGCAGAAGUUGACGGCCUUCGAGCAGCACGAGAUCGCCGCCUACCCCGAGAUCUACUUCCUGGGGCCCAACGCCAAGAAGAGGCUGGGCGCGGCGGGGGGCCCCAACAACGGGGGCUACGACGACGACCAGGGCUCCUACGUGCAGGUCCCCCACGACCACGUGGCCUACCGCUACGAGGUCCUCAAGGUGAUCGGCAAAGGCAGCUUCGGCCAGGUGGUGAAGGCCUUCGACCACAAGGCCCAGCACCACGUGGCCCUGAAGAUGGUGCGGAACGAGAAGCGGUUCCACCGGCAGGCCGCCGAGGAGAUCCGCAUCCUGGAGCACCUCCGCAAGCAGGACCGGGACAACAGCAUGAACGUCAUCCACAUGCUGGAGAGCUUCACCUUCCGCAACCACAUCUGCAUGACCUUCGAGCUGCUGAGCAUGAACCUCUACGAGCUGAUCAAGAAGAACAAGUUCCAAGGGUUCAGCCUGCCGCUGGUCCGCAAGUUCGCCCACUCGAUCCUCCAGUGCCUGGAGGCCCUGCACCGCAACCGGAUCAUCCACUGCGACCUGAAGCCGGAGAACAUCCUGCUCAAGCAGCAGGGCCGCAGCGGCAUCAAGGUGAUCGACUUCGGCUCCAGUUGCUACGAGCACCAGCGCGUCUACACCUACAUCCAGUCGCGGUUCUACCGGGCCCCGGAGGUCAUCCUGGGGGCCCGCUACGGGAUGCCCAUCGACAUGUGGAGCCUGGGCUGCAUCCUGGCCGAGCUCCUCACCGGCUACCCGCUCCUGCCGGGCGAGGACGAGGGGGACCAGCUGGCCUGCAUGAUCGAGCUGCUGGGGAUGCCCGCCCCCAAGCUGCUGGACGCCUCCAAGCGGGCCAAGAACUUCGUCAGCUCCAAGGGCUACCCCCGCUACUGCGCCGUGACCACCCUGUCCGACGGGUCGGUGGUCCUCAACGGGGGCCGGUCGCGCAGGGGGAAGCUCCGGGGGCCCCCGGAGAGCCGGGACUGGGCCAAGGCGCUCAAGGGCUGCGACGACCCCCUCUUCCUCGACUUCUUGAAACAGUGUCUGGAGUGGGACCCUGCCUUGCGUCUGAGCCCGGGGCAGGCCCUGCGCCACCCCUGGCUGAGGCGGCGCCUGCCCAAGCCCCCCACGGCGGACAAGCCCGUGGCCCGGCGGGCCCCCGAGACCACCGGUGCUAUCACUUCCAUUUCCAAGUUACCUCCCCCCUCCGGCUCCGCCAAGCUGAGGACUAGCCUGGCGCAGAUGACCGACGCCAACGGCAACAUUCAGCAGAGGACGGUCUUGCCCAAACUGGUCAGCUGAACCCCGGCCCCCUAGAACGCCCUCUCCCACCUCCCCCCGUCCCCCCCCGCCCCCCUUCGCCGAGCCUCAGCCGGGCCGGGGGAGAGUCGCCCCGCCCGCUCUUCCCCGGGCUCGCCGACUCUCCCCGUCCGCGUCUCCGCGGGAGCCCCCGUUGGGACGGCAGAGAGUUGCUCGUUUCUCGGUUUUUAUAAACGACGACAUCGGGGACGGCGCUCUUAAGUUUUUACACUUCUUUUGGAAAACGGUUUAUGUCUUCUCAAAGUCCGACGAGCCUUACCGUAGAGAGCGCGGCGGAGCCAUCGACGUCGGCGGCGGGGCCCGCUGGUCCGGAACUCACGCGACUGUCGCGCGUUACAGGUCGGUUUCUCCAGAAACGCCACCGUCUUUUGUGGUUCACACGGUAUUCCCCCGCCCAGGGAGGUAGGUGGCCUGAGGUGCCCUGCUCUCCGAAUCUACUCACAGAUGUAGCACAUCCUGCUGUCACUUUGCCCCGGGGUUAUCUAGAGGUGGUGGGAGAGGAGGGAGGGUAGUGGGGCAGGUGUGAGUGUGUUUUGUGUGUGCAUGUGUGCGUGUGUGUGUGUGUGUGUGUGUGGGUGGAGGGGGGCGAUUUCUAGUCCUUUCAUGCCACGCCACCGCAUCCUACCGAUGGGAGAAAAAUCAUGCUCUUGAGAUCAGUGUCGAAAUGUACAGGAAAAAAAUAAAAUCGAAUGAAAACAGCACCAGCCGUCCGAGAUCGAAAUUGCCCAUGAUCAUUCAGCUGACGUAUUAAGGCCAGGGGAGCUGAGGGUGGGAGGGCGGCUGAGGACGAGUAGAAGCGUGUUCCUUUAAAUCUGAAUCUGGCCAGGCCAGCUCCUUUGUAAAGAGGAAGUCACGUUGGCACCGAGUUGCUGGAGCUUCCUUUAUCCGUGUAGCCCAUCGAACCGAUCUCUAAGCGACCCAGAGUCGAUCCCCGCCUCCGUCGUCGAAGGGGUCCCAGAGCCUCGUCCCCACCGCCCUCUGCUCUCCUCUCCAAUCCAUCGGACUGUCCACCCGGAGGAGACUCUUCUCCGACGCUCUCGGAUCAGAACCUCACUUGCUCACUUCCCUCGAAGCUCAAAUCGGCCAACGUGAUACCCCUUUUACCGUUUCUAUCGUACGGUCCUUUGAGCUCGUGCCGGGGUUAUUUCCUUCGUCCAAAAGCUGCCCGCCACUUCAAUGAGAACCGAUUUCGCAACCGCCCGAAGGGAGGGAAAAUUCAAGGGCUUUAUUCAGUGGUUUGCUUUCUUUUUUUGGCAACGUGCGCCGAAGGGAUUUGGGAAAGAACAGUUGAGAUGCCAGUUGUCUUUUGUUCCCUUUGAAUUCUACUUCUAGUUUCAGCAGGGAAGAUUCCUCAUUGGGAGAGACGGUAGUAGAAUAAGGGUAAUGGUUUCUGAGUAGUAGCAGUACUCGAUAUUUUAGCAGAGUUCUCUCUAUUGACCGUGUUGUGCGUCGGAUGAGCGAAGAAUGUGUAAAGGGAAUUUCGAAAGAGCGCGCUAUCUCAUAUAGCAAGAUUUGCGAACGUUCCGAGACAGAAUUAUAGGGGGGAGGUAACACCACUUCAAUAAGUUGAUGCCAUCUGUGCCCCUGAACUUUCUGCAGUGAAAUCACCUGCAGAUUCCCUUACAGAUUCUUAAAGAGUGGUACCCUGGUGUGGCCAAGAAAGUUUCCGGUUAAGGGUUCCUUUCACAUUCAAUUUACAGUUUCACUUCUUUUUGAACAUGAGUAGUUGGGACAAAACAUUUUAUUUAGCUUAAGAUAUAUGGGGGUUGAUAGUAGGGGAAGAAUGCUCAGGAAAUAUACAAAUAUAAUGUAUAUGUAUACACACACACACAUAUUAUAUAUAUACAUCUAUGCGUAUAUGCGCAUAGGUAUAUAUGUAUAUAUGUAUAUAUAUAUAUGUAUAAAAUGACAUUUGCCAAAUAGUACUCUACCAAGACUGAGAUGAAUUGUGAAUAACAGUGUUGAUGUGUGCUUUAAUGUGUAAAGUUAUCCCUGAGAAAUGAUUCCAUUCUCUUGCUAGAAGGUGAGAGCGCCUUGCCCCUCGUCAAAGUGAAUUUUGUGGAAUAAUGAGUACAAUUGUACGAUCAUCCAUGGAAGUGCAAUAUAUAAACGGUGUCUCAAGUACACGAUUCUCAUGAGUCGAUACCACCAGAUCAGUGGCUUGGGAUAUCUUAAAAUCUGCUUCCUACAUGGUCAGUAGCAUUUUAGUUUGGGAAAACAGGAAAUCUCGCAUGAAGGAAACCGAUGCUUCGCUCUGAAAACCCCCAAAUUGGCUUUGAUUUGUUUUCAAGGAAUCGGCAAAAUACAGAUACAGAGAUUCCAAUUCCUCCUCUCCUCCUCACCCUUUGAGUCUUGGAGCCUACGGCCUGCUUUAAUAGAAAUUUCUGACAAGAGAGUCCAUGUUUGUUUUGGAUCAAUAAUGGGCUAAGACCACUAGCUUUCUCUUUUCAUAUAUCGGAUUCUUAGAAUGCCAAUAAAGCACUUGUGACUAACUUGAUUCAUAAAAGCAACCGGAAACUUUCUGGCCCAACUAUAGUAUACAGAAGUUUUUUUUUCUUCACCCAAAUCCAAUGGAACAUCCUCUCUCCUUUAAAAAAAAAAGCUGCUAUAGUACAGCAUCUAGUGAUAUAGCUACUUUUUAUUUUAGCUUAUUUAUAAUGUUAAAGAAGAAAAUUUGCAUCUUGCUUGGAUGUGAUUUUUUUUUUAAUGAUUAUUAAGGGCUCUGAGACUUAGGCGGCAAGGAGUUGGCUUGGAAACAGCUCUUCGUCUCACGGGUUACCACUGUCUAGGGAUGUCUGAGCUGUUUUCAGAUUUAGUAAUAGCAAGAUGUUGUCUUGUCGUGGUUGCUUUCUCAUUCCUCUCCAGUUUCCCCCAGCUCUAGAGUAAGCCUUGCAACAGCAAGAGAACGACAGUGAUGCAAGCCAGAGUAGAUUUAACAAUGGAGGAUAAAUUGUGCCCUUAGUGUUAACAAUGUGCCUUUGUUAUAAUGCCAUGUUGUAGGGCAUAUGCCUUCCGGCCUCUUUAACCCUUUGACUAUUAGAAAGGAUGGGACCUACUUCUAAUGGUAAUCUUGUCUUAAAACUUCCACUAACUUUUCCAAGGCCUUAAUAGAAACCAUAAGGCAAUCAUUUUCGAACGUGGGAUAAAUUACUCCAUCACGCCAGUAACCUCUAUGGCUUAAAGGGUUAAAGAUGGCACACAUCAGUUUCUUGUACCUGAACAUCAGACUGAUUUUUUUUAAAAAAAAACAAAAAAGAUGUUUUUUUGUUAUGCUGCCAUUAGACAGAAAUCAACUGUAUUUGUAAAAUUUACCUCAGACUGUUUCAUUUUCUAGUGUGAUUAAUAUCAGGGCAUUUGGUAUGAACCAAAGUGCAUUCCUUUUAUAUAUGUACCUGGCUCUCCUAAAAGUGGCCAGGGAUUUUUACAAUUUGGGGGCAAGGCACUUGAGCCACUUUUAAACUCAGCGGCUGGUUUGGCAUAAUAUGAAAGGACUCCUUGGGAAUGGGAACGUUAAAAAAAAAAAAUACACACAAAAAAACCACACACACUUUAGGCGUUGGUAGCAUUGAGCUGUAUUGGAAUCUUUUUUUAAAAAAAGAGUGUGCAUUGUUUGAAUUGACAAGACCUUUCAUUUUUGUAAUUUUUUUCCACCAAGAAUAUUUCUGGUAAGCAGAAGACUUUUUUUAAACAAUCUGACCCGGAAGGAUGUUAAUACUGGCCGAGUUAAUGCCGUUGGUAGCAUUGGAAGAGCACUGGCGAACUGUUCUAGGGGCUUGUACAUCUCUGCUAUGGAAAUAUAUCAAAAAGUAAAAUGUAACUACUCAGCUCCACUGCUCCAACUCCGUCUAGGCGGUGACCUGGGUUGUCAUCGAGCAACGAUUUAGACACGUGACUGUAAUAUGCUGCAACCGUGUGUACUGAAAAUAUGUGAAAAGCGAUUGAAUGUGGACUGUGUAUAUAUGUAUGUAAAAAGUUCCGUCAGAUGCUGCUGUCGCCACUUCACAUUAACUAUGUCAGAGAGGAUUUUUAAUCCUAGUGGCCGGUUCUAUGAUACUGUAUGUAUUAUACAGCUGAUGACAGGAGUUAAGACUGUUUAGUGAGUAUCUGUUCAAUUUUAUUGUUGUGGCCAGAGAUCAUUUCAGAAUAAAAAUCUAUGUUCUACUAAA
Molecule: messenger RNA, 5865 nt
Organism: Ornithorhynchus anatinus (platypus)
Lineage: Eukaryota; Metazoa; Chordata; Mammalia; Monotremata; Ornithorhynchidae
Gene: DYRK2
Product: dual specificity tyrosine phosphorylation regulated kinase 2
Exons: 2
Coding region: 101-1681 (526 amino acids)
Biological process (GO): peptidyl-serine phosphorylation; peptidyl-threonine phosphorylation
Cellular component (GO): nucleus
Molecular function (GO): ATP binding; protein serine/threonine kinase activity; protein serine/threonine/tyrosine kinase activity
Source: RefSeq, a predicted model, not a curated record